AUGUUAACACGCUCGGUUUCUUUAAAACCAUCAUUGACUUCAUUAUCACUACGUGAAGAUGCAGAACAAAUAACAAUGGAUAUUGAAUCUUAUCGACAAGUAAUGAAAGAUAUUAUGAUUGUGAAAACAAUUCUUCAUCAACUUGAUCGAUUAUUAAAACAUUCAAAUGGAAAUAACAUGACAGAUUCAAUGAUUGAUUCAUUUCAUGAGUCUAUGAUUAGUUCAAGACGUUAUUCAUCAAGUAUCAAUGAUGGUAACCUGCGAAAUUCAAUUGAUGAAAAUCUUUUUUAUGAUGAUUUAGUUAAAAAAAUAAUAAUAUUACGUAAAGAAAGAGAACAAGAUAAACAAACAAUUAAAUUAUUACAAGAACAAAUAUAUAUAUAUUCUAGUCAAACACCAUCAACAUUCCAAUUUUAA
Messenger RNA from Rotaria sp. Silwood2, 417 nucleotides. Lineage: Eukaryota; Metazoa; Rotifera; Eurotatoria; Philodinida; Philodinidae. The record is from the annotation of a GenBank genome assembly.